Molecule: messenger RNA, 521 nt
Organism: Spirometra erinaceieuropaei
Lineage: Eukaryota; Metazoa; Platyhelminthes; Cestoda; Diphyllobothriidea; Diphyllobothriidae
Source: the annotation of a GenBank genome assembly
AUGUCACUGCAGAUAUUGCGACAACGCACAGAUGGUUAUGCGUUCAGGUAUGCCUUAGUAACCAAUGUACGCAUAACGUAGAUGUCGACGUUGCGGGGACAAGAGAGCACUGAGGACGGGAUCCGUAUUUGAUAAAUGCAAGCUAACAUUACCCCAGGCAAUGAAAACCUGUCUGGCUUUUGUGCAAGGAACCGGUGUCUUAAGCUGUGCAACUUCUGUCGGCAUAGGCUCCAGUACUGCGAUAGAAUGGUACAACAUUUGGCGCGGUGUCUGUUCCAAGGCACUGCUAAGUGAAGUGAAGCAGAUUGGGGGAGUCGGUGUGGAGGUACAGGUGGAUGAAACGAUGGUAAGCCGACAUAAGCACAAAGCGGGUCGCGGGAAGAAUCAGCACUGGGUUUUAGGUAUGUAUGAUGCAGCGCGAAAAAAGGCAUUGUUUGAGCAGGUAGAUGAUCGCAGUUGGCCUGCUCUGAGAGCUGUAAUAAAGAAGUGGGUCGCUCCGGGAAGCGUGAUUGUAACAGAUC